Diabrotica virgifera virgifera (western corn rootworm) is the source of this 6249-nucleotide messenger RNA. Its product is annotated as zinc finger protein 227-like. Gene Ontology annotation, biological process: regulation of DNA-templated transcription. NCBI's taxonomy places the organism in Eukaryota, Metazoa, Arthropoda, Insecta, Coleoptera, Chrysomelidae. Bases 68 to 1609 code for a protein of 513 amino acids. Gene Ontology annotation, molecular function: RNA polymerase II cis-regulatory region sequence-specific DNA binding; DNA-binding transcription factor activity, RNA polymerase II-specific. The transcript has 2 exons. The record is from RefSeq and is a predicted model, not a curated record.
UCGUGCAUUUGUAUUUCUAGUGCAGCGCAUAUUGAACCCAGACGUGGACAGUGGCCAAAAUGUAGCAAUGUUGAUUAUAGACUUUCUCAAAGAAGCGAAUACAUCAGAAACUAUGAAAACAACACUUGGACAUUCAUGUACUAAAGAACAACGUAUGGGCCAACCUGUUGAAGAAGAAACAUUAAAAUGCGAAAUUUGUUUUAAGCUGUUUACUGAUAGAAGUUCCUUGGAUAAACACAAAAGAUUGCAUACUGUAGAAAAAAAAUACAAGUGUAAAAUUUGUUUUAAGCAAUUUAGUGUAGCACAGCGUUUACAAUAUCAUAUAAAAAAGCGCGCAUGUGAAAAACCUUUAAUCAAGUGCGAUAUUUGUUUUAAGCAAUUUACUGCAGCAAGUUCUUUGAAAACACAUUUGAAGAUGCACGCUGGUGAAAAACCUCACAAGUGUGAAAUUUGUUUCAAGGCAUUUAUUACAAAAGGUGAGUUGAAGAUACAUUUGAGAAUACAUACAGGAGAAAAACCUUACAAGUGCGACAUUUGUUUUAAGCAGUUUAGAGUGAAAAGUCACUUGAAAAGUCAUUUGCGAACACACACUGAGAAAAAACCUCACAAGUGUGAAAUUUGUUUGAAGAGAUAUACUGUAAUAGGUGAUUUGAAUAGGCAUUUGAAAACACAUAUAGGGGAAAAACCUCACAAGUGCGAAAGUUGUUUUAAGCAAUUUCAUGAAGCAAGCCAUUUGAAAAACCAUUUGAGAGUGCACACUGGGGAAAUACCUUACAAGUGCGAGAUUUGUUUUAAGCAAUUUGGUGUAGCACAUAAUUUGAAAAUUCAUUUAAGAACGCACACUGGUGAAAAUUAUAAGUGCGAAAUUUGUUUUAAGGAAUUUUCUCAGAAAGGUCAUUUGAAAGAACAUUUGAAAAUACACACUGGAGAAAAACCUCACAAGUGUGAAACUUGUUUGAAGAGAUUUAUUAAAAUAGGUGAUUUGAAAACGCAUUUGAGAACACAUACAGGAGAAAAACCUUACAAGUGCGAAAUUUGUUUUAAGCAAUUUAGUCAAGCAAGCCAAUUGAAAGAACAUUUGAGAGUGCACACUGGGGAAAAACCUUACAAGUGCGAGAUUUGUUUUAAGCGGUUUACUAGUGGUGGUUCUUUAAAAGCACAUUUGAAAUUGCACACUGGACAAAAACCUCACAAGUGCGAAAUUUGUUUAAAACAGUUUUCUGAGAAACGUUAUUUGAACAAACAUUUGAAAUUGCACACUGGUGAAAAACCUUACAAGUGCGAGAUUUGUUUUAAGCAAUUUAGUCAAGCAGGUUCUUUGAAAAGACAUUUGAAAUUUCACUCUGGAGAAAAACCUCACAAGUGUGAAAUUUGUUUUAAGCAGUUUUCUCUGGCAGGUUCUUUGAAAACACAUUUGACAGUGCACACUGGAGAAAAACCCUACAAGUGCGAAACUUGUUUUAAGCAGUUUUCUAAGAAAUCACGUUUGAAUACACAUUUGAAAUUACACACUGGCGAAAAAACUUACAAAUGCGAAAUUUGUUUUAAGCAGUUUGCUAUAACAUACUAUUUAAAGAGGCACAUGAAAGUUCAUCAUCAUCAUCAGUAGCUCGAUUCAUUUUUAGACCUAUUUGUUCGACCUAUUUCCAAACAAAUAGGUCUAAACUUUUGGGACACCCUAUAUAAUAUAAUCACCAUCAUGUCGGAUAAUGUAAUACACGAUAUUUGUACACGCAUUCUGUUCUGUUCCUUGCUUUGUUCUUCCAAUUAUUAAUCUCGAGAGUUUUCAGAUCUUGUUCCAUGUAUCUAAGUUUGGGUCUUCCCUUUGAUCUUCUCCCUACUGGUGUCUGCCUCAUUAUAUGCUGUGCUGUUUCAGUCUCCAACAUCCGUUCAACAUGGCCCAUCCAGCGCAGAGGUCCCAUCUUUCUGGAUGUUAUGACGUCGGGUUCGUUGUAGGCUGCGUAUAGUUCAAAAUUAUAUCGUCUGCGCCAUACGCCAUUUUCUUUUAUCCCCUUAUAUAUGUGUCGAAGGUUUUUGCGUUAAAACGUACGUAAUAAGAUCUCAUCGCUUUUCGACAGUGUCCAUGUCUCUGAUCCAUAUAUAAGGACCGGUUUUAUCAGGGUUUUGUAUAUUUUGCAUUUGGUUUUUCUCGUGAUGUUGUUAGAUCUUAGAUGUUUAAUUAGCCCAUUAUAUGUUUUAUUAGCAAUGUGUAUUCUUCUCUUAACUUCUUCGCUGAAGUUGUUAUCUGCGUAACUAGUGAACCUAGAUAUGUAAAAUUUUUCACACUUUCGAUGUGAUACUCUCCUAUUGUCAGAUUCUGUAUGUUUCUUUGGCCUGUCGAUCUGCUGGAUCUCUUCUCUGGAUGUCCGUAAGAAGCGUAAAGAUCUUACAGUAUUGUUUAAUAUUAUCAAUGGCAUAUAUUACUGCCCUGAACUCCUUGCUAAAAUAUUGUUGUUUGUUCCACCACGAUCAAGACAAAUUCAAACCUUUCAUAUUUCUUUUCAUAGAUAUAAUUACUCAUAUUUUACUUUUGUUCCUAGAACACUAAGACUUGCUAACUCCCUGGGUGACCUUUUACUUUUUGGUAACUCUGUUGAUGUUUUUAAGAACCAUUUAACCAAAUUAAAUAUUUAGCAAUGUCAUAACCUUGUUAUUUGUUAGUAAAUAAUGUUUUGUAAUUAUUUUACUUUGUCAUGUCUUUUUAAAUGUUUUGUACUCUCUCAGUUUAUUCUUAUAUAUUCAACACUGUAAUUAUCAAUAUCUUAUUAAUGUAUUACCGAAUUGGGCUUGCCCGUAUAAAUAAAUAAAUAAUUAAAUAAUUCAUGUAUUUGGUUUUUAUUUCAUUAAUAUGCAGGCCACUGUUUUUUUGCCGCUCUUUCUAUCGCAUUAAAAGCUCAUCUGCAAAUGCCAAUAUUUGUACACUUUUUUGUUAUUAUUGUUCCUCUGGUGUUGACUUUUGACUCUAAUUAUUUUCUCUAAUGUGAUGUGGAAUAUAAUACAGGAUAGAGCAUCUCCCUGUCGUAGUCCCGUUCUAACAUAGACUGUAUCUGUUAGUGCGUUUUGAAUUCGAAUUUUAUUUUGUACUUUAAGUGUUUAUUUUACUAUGUCAAUGAGUUGAGUUGGAAUAUUAAACUCUUUUAGGGCGUGGAUCAGAAAUUCUCGAUAGAUACUAUCAUAGGCACUCUCAAAAUCAAUGAAGAGGUGAUGUGUGUAUAUUAAAUUCACUAGUCUUUUCCAAGAUUUGUCUCAAGAGGAAGAUCUGAUCUAUUGUGGACUUCUGCCUGCAGAAACCACAUUGAUAUCCCCCAACUAUUUGUUCCGCAUAUGGUCUGAAACGCUCAUACACAAUAUUUGACAGUAUUUUAUAUGCCAGUCAGUAGCGUUAUUGCCCGGUAGUUGUUACAUAGAAGCUGAUCUCAUUUUUUAUAUAGUGGAAUAAUUACUCCGGUAUUCCAGUCUUGUGGCAGUUGUUUAUUAUUCCAUAUGAUCACUAUUAGUUCGUGUAUCGCAUUCAAUACGGAGUCUCCUCCUUACUUUAUUAAUUCUGAGCUAAUGUCUAAUCUAGGUGAUUUGUUGUUUUUCAGUCUGGUAACUGCUUCUUGCAUUUCCGUUACUGAAGGGGGGUUGUUUCUCUGGUAUCCGUUUGAUCCAGUAUAAUUCCAUCGUAUAGAUCUACGUUUUUUUCAAACUUUUCUUUUAAAAAUUCUGUUCAUCUUUGUAGUACAUAUUUCACUCUGUUGAGUUACUGUAUCUCUUUCUUUGUCUCUGCACAUCAUUUACGGCGUUUAAAAUAUCACAUAACAACGCACGCUGGUGAAAAACCUUACAAGUGCGAAAUUUGUUUUAAGAAAUUUUCUCUGAAAGGUCAUUUGAAAGGACAUUUGUAAAUACACACUGGAGAAAAACCUCACAAGUGUGGAAUUUGUUUGAAGAGAUUUAUUGCAAUAGGCGAUUUGAAGAAACAUUUGAGAACACAUACAGGAGAAAAACCUUAGUGCAAAAGUUGUUUUAAGCAAUUUAGUGAAGCAAGUUGAAAAUUCAUUUAAGAGUGCGCACUGGGGAAAAACCUUACAAGUGCAAGAUUUGUUUUAAGCCGUUUACUGCAGCUGGUUCUUUAAAAGCACAUUUGAAAUUGCACACUGGAGAAAAACCCCACAAGUGCGAAAUUUGUUUUAAGCAAUUCGGUGAAGCGGUAAAUUUGGAAACUCAUUUAAGAACGCACACUGGUGAAAAACCUUACAAGUGCGAGAUUUGUUUUAAGCAAUAUAGUCAAGCAGGUUAUUUCAAAACACAUUUGAAAUUUCACUCUGGAGAAAAACCUCACAAGUGUGAAAUUUGUUUUAAGCAGUUUUCUCUGGCAGGUUCUUUGAAAACACAUUUGAGAGUGCACACUGGAGAAAACCCGACAAGUGCGAAACUUGUUUUAAGCAGUUUCUCAGAAAUCCGGUUUGAAUUCACAUUUGAAAUUGCACACUGGAGAAAAUACUUACAAAUGCGAAAUUUGUUCUAAGCAGUUUGCUAUAAAAGAUUAUUUAAACAGGCACAUGAAAGUUCACACUCAAGAGAAAAAGCUCAAGAGCAACCAUAAAUCUGUGGCUUGAUGCUAAAAGGGCCAAUGUCAAUUUCUUGAGGUUUUAUUUUGUCAACAUUGAACUCGAAAAAAAGCCGUACAAAACAGCAUAUUAAAUUCAAAAGAAAGUUGUACAAAAAAGCAAAAAUUUGACAUUGGCCCUUUUAGAACCAAGCCACAGAAAUAAUCUUGAAAUUUAAUUUUAUGCCUUUCAAUUCAACACGUCUGUUUAUGCCCUCUUAUGGUUUAUUUUCAUUUUAAUGCCUUUUCUGAUGACGUAACAACGUGGUAUUCUUAUACCGAUAUAUUUACUAGAGAUAUAAAAUUUUCGGAAAAAUUGGGUGCAGGAAAAAACAGGAAAAAUUCGGAAAAAUUGAGAUUUGUUAUAAUAUCAAUAUACUAAACAUAUUCUGCAUCCCGUAUUAAAAUCGAUAAAUUUAGUAGAAUCGCAUAGAUCUAUAAUCAGAAGUGCCUUUUGUCUUUACAACAAAUUGCCCAACAAGUUAACCAGACUAGGUCUCUUAUUAAAAGCUUGCUGAAAUAUGUUGAAGAACGCUACGAAUUUUGUUCUAAGCCGAUUCACUUUGCAACCAAUUUUCUUGAUGCUCGUUUUAAAGGAGAAUAAUGGUUGAAUGAAGACCAACUAAUGGAAGCUAUAGACGUCAUUUCUGAAAUGUCUCGUUCCCUUAAACUAGAUGUAGGGAAGGUGGUGGCAAAUCUAACCCGACUUAGAACAAAAAUUCGAUUUUUUAGUCGAAAUUCUUUAUGGGAUAGUGCGAAUAAUGCUCAUCCCAUUAUAUGGUGGCAAGGUUUGUUUACAUCGCAGGUACUUAUGCUAAUUAUCUCCCGAAUUUUAAAUGGACCUCCAUCUUCCGCCUCUUCAGAAACUAGUCUUUACACAGCCUCAUGCAUACAGGUAAAAGAAAUACAAUCGCAGGAUAAAAUUCAGAAGUUAUUCAUUUAAAUUUGGUUAUAAACGAAAAACAUGUAUAAAAAUCAUGUUGUUUUAUCCGUCCAGGAUGAUGAAGCGGGGAUCGAGUCUGAAACAGAUGCUUGGUCUGAAGAUUCAGACUCAGAUGAAAACCACUGAGCGCUUUGGUUAAAUAUUGUGCUUUCUAUCUUUGAAGUUUCGGUUUUGAUACUUUCAAUAAUAUUAUAUAUAUACAUGUUUGUACUUAUGUCGUAGAUAUUAAUAGAUAUUAUUAAAGUAUGUUCCUGCAUUUAUUUUUACAAAAUAUAUAUGUAUUUAACAGACUUUAAAAUUGGUAUUUUUUCACGUUUCAAGUCUCAAUUUAAAAAUAUUUAAAUUUUCCCAUUUUCUCAAAUUUUUGCAAUGGUUUGGAAAAAACGGAAAAAAUACUUGUUUUUUUCCCAAUUUUUCCCGUUUUUUCCGAUGUGUUAAAUCUCUAAUCGUGUCAAUACAAACAUAAGGUGUCGAUUUGAAAUAUAUGUAUAAUAUACAGCCCAUUACACCACCUUAAAAAUUGAGCAUUUUUGAUGUCUCGAAUUUCCCAAACCAGUUGUCCCAUCUAAGUGAUUUUUUUUAUAAUAUUAUAGCCUAGGCUAUAGGUUACCUCCUUAAGCUUGUCAUGCACGGGGAGCUAUAUACUGUAAUAUAUAUUAUAUCACAUCGCUCUCUAUAGUAAUGAGUGAGCCUGCACACACGGAACCAUUAGUUC